Apiotrichum porosum is the source of this 1677-nucleotide messenger RNA. RefSeq lists its product as uncharacterized. Bases 1 to 1677 code for a protein of 558 amino acids. The record is from RefSeq and is a predicted model, not a curated record. Gene Ontology annotation, biological process: transmembrane transport. Gene Ontology annotation, molecular function: transmembrane transporter activity. The transcript has 9 exons. Lineage: Eukaryota; Fungi; Basidiomycota; Tremellomycetes; Trichosporonales; Trichosporonaceae.
AUGACUACUGAAGCUGUCUCUCCCACAGCCGACCUUGACGAUAUCAAGGCCGAGGUCGACCACCAUGAGGACAGCAAGGGCGAGGACGGCCCGGACGUCCCCGACGACGACCCCAGGUGGCUCACAGCCUGGAAGCUCUGGCUUUCUCUUCUUGGCAUGAUGUUUGCCCAGUUCAUGACCUCCUUGGUCGGCAACAUGUUGUCGCCGGCUUUCUCAAUUAUCGUCGGUAACUUCAACGCUGCCUCCAAGUUUGGGUGGGUAAGCAGCGCAUUCUUUAUGGCCCAGUGCCCUUGCAUGCUCCUUUAUGGGCAGAUUUUGUCCGCCUUUGAUGGCAAAAAUGUUCUUCUUUCUGCCAUCGGUUUCUUCACUAACAUCGAUGCGGUCAUUAUUGGCCGUGCCAUUGCUGGCAUUGGCGCCGCUGGCAUCUGGGUCGGCGUGCUAUCACUCAUUGCUUCUGUUGUCCCCCUGACCCGCCGUCCUUUGAUCAUGGGUCUUUUUGGUUUUGCAAACCUCGUAGCCAACGGCUGUGGACCUGUUCUUGCCGGCUAUUUUGCCGACUCGGUCACUUGGCGCCUGUGCUUUCUGUUCGCCCUGCCCCUCGCUGCCAUUACUGUCACCACUAUCUGGUUCCUAGUUCCAAAGCAGCAAAUCCUUCGCCCUUUCGCCGACCAUGCUGCAGAGCGCCUCGAUAAGCGCUGGGGACAGUUUUCCAAGUCGGACCCUAAGCGCUCCUCGGUUGGGUACCGUCUCCUCGGUGUCGACUGGAUCGGCUUCGUGCUCGUCAGCGGUGCUGUCAUUUGCCUCCAGAUAGCCAUCCAGGACGGUGGGAGUGCCUACUCAUGGACCUCGGGACACAUCCUGGCUCUCAUUAUUGGUGGUUUUGGCGGCCUUCUCGUUGUUUUCAUCGCCUGGCAAUGGCAUGAGGGAGAGGCGGCGCUGAUGCCCCUCGUGCUCUUCCGUAACCGCACUCAAUUCGGUGGUUGUCUCCUGUCCAUGUCGACCCUCUACGCCAACCUCAUCGGCGUCAUCAUGCUCCCAUACUUCUUUGAAGUGGCUCUGGGAUCAACUGCUCUCCAGGCGGGGUAUCAGAUUCUCCCUUACCUCCUGGUCACCAUUGUCUUCUCGUUCGUCGCCGGUUGGGUCACCACCAAGACCGGCCACUACUACCAGUGGCUCAUUAUCGGUCCUUGCUUCAUGAUUGUCGCCGGUGCCGUAUAUUACACCAUGCCCUCGGCGCCGACCACCGGACAACUGUACGGCUACCAGAUCCUCUUCGCUGCUGGUGUUGGCUUCACUCAACAGCAAAUCUACGUUUGUAUCCAGGCCAUAUCCAAGCAGGAGGACAUCCACCUCCGCAUCGCUGCCGUCUCGUUCGCAGAGCUUUUCGGUGGUGCCAUUGCACCGACUAUCAGUACGACCAUUCUGCGCAAUAAACUGGCCGCAAACCUCGCCACGUACGCUCCCGACGCCCCCGCGACCGUUACUUCAGACACGACUCUCAUCGGCACGCUUUCAACUGAGCUGGCUCACGCAGUCCGCCUCGCCUACAUCAAGUCUCUCCAGCCCAUCUUUAUCCAGCUUUGCGCCAUGGGUGCGAUCUCGAUCAUCGCAGCCGUCGUGCUUAUUAAGCCUGUCAACCUCAAGAAGGUUAAGAUGAUGGGCUUUGCUGGCCACUAG